CGGGAGGAACUUUCUUCGGGGAGGGAAAUUUAACGCGACUCUCCCGGCUCGACCGCACCACAAAAGCCCGUCGCGUCCACUCUGGAGCUUCCAAUUCCCCUCAAGUUACUUGCGACAACAACAAGAAAAAGGAUGUAUUUCUACUGAAAAGAGGAGACGCCUUCAAGUUGCUGGGGAACUUUUUCCACCGAAAUGGAAGGGAAUAUUCUAUGGAUUAUUUUGUCUUUUUUAUUGUUCAUGCAUCGUUCUGAAGGUUUUCGUUGCACGGAUAAAUACAGGCCCUGUGAGAACGGAGGGACGUGUUUAGAGUCGCCCUCCCGAUGCAUAUGUCGUCCUGGAUUCAUCGGUCCACUCUGUCGACACCAGGAUCCUUGCCAUCGAUCACCUUGCCUUAAUGGGGCCGCUUGUAAGAGCCAAGUGGUCAACAGUAUCCCACAGUACAGCUGUGUGUGCCAGAGAGGCUUCAGAGGCCAAGACUGUUUGCUCAUUGACGCCUGUGCCACCAGUCCCUGUGCAAACGGCGCCCGCUGUGCCAACUGGAAUAACCACUACAACUGCUCCUGCCCACCUGGCUUCCAGGGAAAGAACUGCCGCAGCGACGUGGACGAGUGCCGCAAGCCCGGUGUGUGCCUCAACAGCGGCCUCUGCAUCAACACGCACGGGUCCUUCCGCUGCCAGUGUGCACCUGGGUACAGCGGGCGGACGUGCGAAGUGUCCACGCUGCCCUGCGCCCCCUCCCAGUGCCUCAACGGAGGGACUUGUCGCCAGACCAGUGACCAUUCCUAUGAAUGUGCCUGCCUGCCAGGUUUUCAGGGACACAACUGUGAGAAUAAUGUGGAUGACUGUCCUGGCCACAAGUGUAUGAAUGGAGGGAUUUGUGUGGAUGGAGUCAACACAUACAACUGCCAGUGUCCACCUGAAUGGACAGGGCAAUACUGCGCUGAGGAUGUCAACGAGUGUCUAAUGCAACCAAACGCCUGCCACAACGGGGGGACUUGCUUCAACACCAUCGGGGGCCACACGUGCGUCUGCGUUAAUGGCUGGACAGGCGACGACUGCAGCGAGAACAUCGACGACUGCGCCAUAGCCGUGUGCUUCAACGGCGCCACCUGCCAUGACCGAGUUGCUUCCUUCUUUUGCGAGUGUCCUGUCGGCAAGACGGGUUUGCUGUGCCACCUCGAGGACGCAUGUGUGAGCAAUCCUUGCAACGAGGGGGCCGUGUGCGAUACCAACCCCCUUAACGGCCGUGCCAUCUGCACCUGUCCCGCCGGCUUUGUGGGAGGUGCUUGUAACCAGGACAUGGACGAAUGCUCCAUUGGUGCGAACCCAUGUGAGCACUUCGGGAAGUGCGUGAACACCGAGGGCUCCUUCCAGUGUCAGUGCGGCCGGGGGUACGCGGGCCCACGUUGUGAGAUCGACAUCAAUGAAUGCCUCUCCAUGCCUUGCCAGAACGAUGCCACUUGCCUGGACCGCAUCGGAGAGUUCACCUGCAUUUGCAUGCCAGGCUACAUGGGGACUUACUGCGAGAACGACAUCGACGACUGUGAGAGUAACCCGUGUGUAAAUGACGGCAUCUGUCGGGACAUGGUCAACGGCUUCUCAUGCACCUGCCAACCUGGCUUCACGGGCACCAUGUGUCAGAUCGACAUCGACGAGUGCGCCAGCACGCCCUGCCAGAACGGAGCCAAGUGCUACGACCGGCCCAACGGCUUCGAGUGCCGCUGUGCUGAAGGAUACGAGGGCACACUCUGCGAAAGCAACACCAACAACUGCCAGCCAGACCCGUGCCACCACGGCACCUGCAUCGACGGCAUUGCCAGCUACACGUGCAACUGCGACGCCGGCUACACGGGCUACCGCUGCGAGAACCAGCUCAACGAGUGCCACAGCAAUCCCUGCCAGAAUGGAGGCAAGUGUGUGGACCAGGUCAAUAAGUACAUCUGCCAGUGCCAGCACGGAACAUCAGGUACCAAUUGUGAGAUCAACUUUGACGACUGCGCCAGUAACCCAUGUGACUAUGGCAUCUGUAAAGAUGGCAUCAAUCGCUACGACUGCGUCUGCAAGCCUGGCUUUACUGGUUCAAAGUGUAAUGUGGAGAUAGACGAGUGCACGUCAAGCCCCUGCCGGAAUGGAGGCACAUGUGUGGAUGAAGAGAAUGGAUUCCACUGCCAGUGCCCGCAGGGGUUCAAGCCCCCGUAUUGUUACUCGCAGGUGGACGAGUGCGGCAGCAGCCCCUGCGUCCAUGGCUCGUGCAGGGACGACAUCAACGGUUACCGCUGUGACUGCGAGCCAGGGUGGGUGGGAAAAAACUGCGACCUCGACAGGAACGACUGCUUGCCAAGCCCGUGCCAAAACGCCGGCACCUGCAUUGAUCAGCUCAAUGGCUUCACUUGCAAGUGUCGCCAGGGCUUCAGAGGUAACCUAUGCCAGGUGAACAUCAACGAGUGUGCGUCCAGCCCUUGCCUGAACAAGGGUACAUGUGUAGACGGGGUGGCGAGUUUCACCUGUCUGUGCGAGCUUCCCUACAGUGGACCCACUUGCGCCGAAGUGCUGACUCCUUGCUCGCCAAACCCUUGCGCCAAUCAGGCGGUCUGCACCCACACUCCAGACUACAUGGGCUAUCAGUGCAACUGCCAGCCCGGUUGGCAAGGGCAGCUGUGCAACAGAGAUGUGAACGAAUGCCUCGCAAAUCCCUGCAAAAACCGCGGGACUUGUUCCAACACACUUGGAUCUUUUGUGUGCUCCUGCAGACCGGGUUUCACUGGGCCCACAUGUGAAACAGACACUAAUGACUGCUCCCCAAAUCCAUGCCUAAGCGGAGGCUCCUGCACAGAUGCCAUUAACUCAUUCCACUGUAGCUGCCUGCCGGGCUUCACCGGGCCGCGCUGUGCUCUGGAGAUCAACGAAUGCCAGAGUUUGCCCUGCAAAAACGGAGGCACGUGCACAGACUAUGUGAACUCUUAUACUUGCAGCUGUAGGCCCGGCUUCACUGGCAUCCACUGUGAAACCAACAUACCGGAUUGCACGGAAAGCUCUUGCUUCAAUGGAGGAACAUGCACAGACAAAGUCAAUGGCUACUCCUGCUCCUGCCGCUCUGGCUUCACCGGUUCUCACUGCCAGUACGAGGUCAACGAAUGUGACUCUCAACCUUGCCUUAACGGCGGUAUCUGUCAAGACGCCUUGGAGUCCUUCCGUUGCACCUGUCCAAAAGGCUACGCUGGCACCCGUUGUCAGACACCAGUCGACUGGUGCAGACGCUCCUCUCCCUGCCAGAACGCAGGACGCUGUCGUCAAAAAGACUCGUCCUUCGUCUGCGAGUGCAGUAAUGGCUGGUCUGGACGUUACUGUGACAUCCCCAGGGUCUCCUGUGAGACAGCAGCUCGCCAAAGAGGACUCCAGACAGACGAGCUGUGCCAUCACGGCGGACACUGCGUCAACAGUGGCAACACACACUACUGCAAGUGUCCCGGCGACUACACCGGCAGCUACUGCAAGACCCAAGUGGACCACUGCGAGGACAAGCCCUGUCGCAAUGGUGCCACCUGCAGGGGAUAUGUUGGAGGAUACCAGUGUGACUGUAUGCCAGGUUUUACUGGUCAGAACUGUGAGCUGGAGAUCAAUGAGUGUCAGUCCCAUCCUUGCCAGAACGGAGGCACAUGCAUCGAUUUAGUAGGACAUUACAUCUGCUCAUGCCCACCUGGCACGCUGGGCGUUCUGUGUGAGAUAAACGAAGAUGACUGCGCCCCGCCCCUGAGACUGCGCGGUGUUCCUCCCAAGUGUCUCAACAACGGCACCUGUGUGGACAGGGUGGGCGGAUACCGCUGCAAUUGUCCCCCCGGGUUCACUGGCGAACGAUGCGAGGGAGACAUCAACGAGUGUCUGUCCAGCCCGUGCAGCCCCUCCAACAGUUUGGACUGCGUCCAGCUGCCCAAUGACUACCAGUGUGUCUGCAAGCCCGGCUUUACAGGUCGAAGGUGUCAGAAUAGGUUCAGUGCGUGCGAAUCUCAGCCGUGUCAAAACGGAGGAGCGUGUUCUGCAUCCAGUUCCGCAGUUGGCUACACGUGCACAUGCCAGCUGGGAUACACUGGUCCCAAUUGUGAACGAAGCAUGUCCUGCCGGGAGCUGUCUUGCUACAACGGGGGAAGCUGCGCCCUCACCACGCGGGGAGCCCGCUGUAGCUGCCUGCCAGGUUACGGCGGGCCGCAGUGCGCCCACCGCAGCAACGAAGGGUGCUCUUCCCAACCCUGUCGCAAUGGCGGACUGUGCACCGAGGAGACCGGCUUCCCGUUCUUCCACUGCCAGUGUCCCAGUGGCUGGACAGGGAAACGCUGCGAGCAGGGCGGCCGACUCAACGAGAUCCCGACGCUCUCAUGCCCGCUGGCCGACUGCCACGGCAAAGCGAACGACGGCGUUUGCGACAAGGAGUGCAGCACAUUGGCUUGCCGUUGGGACGGCGGCGACUGCUCCCUGGCCGUCAACCCCUGGGCCCGGUGUGCGGACCCCCGCUGCUGGCGGGUCUUCAACAACAGCCAGUGCGAUGAAUCGUGCAACAAUGCGGAUUGUUUGUAUGACAACUUUGACUGCAAAACCAAGGAGAAAGUUUGCAAUCCCAUAUAUGAGACCUACUGUAUCGACCACUACGCCGACGGCCUGUGUGACCAAGGCUGCAACACAGAGGAGUGUGGUUGGGACGGGCUGGACUGCGCCCAGAAGGUUCCGGAAGACAUCGUCGACGGGGCUUUGGUUCUGGUGGUCCUUCUGCCUCCUGAGGAGCUCCUCCGCACCAGCACGGCGUUCUUGCUCAAGUUGAGCGCCAUCCUUCACACAACACUGCGUUUCCGCCUGGACCACAACGGAGAAGCCAUGAUUCGUCCUUACACCCGGCGGGAGGCACGCUUGAAGCGCGAGCUGCAGCCCCAGCAGGAGAUCAUUGGCUCCAUCGUGUACUUGGAAAUAGACAACCGCUUGUGCACUGAUGACUGCUUCCCGUCCCCUGAAAGCGCUGCGGACUACCUCGGAGCGCUGUCGGCUGUGGAAAUGCUCCGCUUCCCGUAUCCUCUCAAAGAAGUCCGAGGUGAAAGGAUCCCAGUAGACCCUGAUCCCAUUCCUCAGUGGGGCAAGCUGAUGCUGGUCGGGAUCACCUCGCUCUUCCUGCUGGUCAUCAUGGUGAUCGGCAUGUUGAUUUCCCGUCGAAAGAGGGAGCACAGCACCCUUUGGUUCCCCGAAGGCUUCUUCCUUAAAAAGGAGCCGAGCAGCAACAAGAACAGACGGGAGCCAGUUGGCCAGGAUGCUCUAGGAAUGAAACAUAUGCCCAAAACCGUUGAGGAAUCUCUGCUAGGAGAUCACAGUGACCAGUGGAUGGACGCAGACUGUCCAGAGCCCAAGAGACUAAAGAUGGAGGAGCCGAGCAUUCUGUCAGAGGGUGAAGACGCGGUGGACAGCCGGCAGUGGACGCAGCAUCAUCUGGCUGCAGCGGACAUCCGCGUCCCACCCACCAUGGCGCUCACACCACCUCAAGGGGAGUUUGAAAGCGACUGCAUGGAUGUUAACGUCCGAGGCCCAGAUGGUUUUACACCACUAAUGCUGGCAUCGUUCUGCGGAGGCGGCUUGGAGUCAGAGGUGGCCGAGGAGGAAGAGAGCGAGGAGUGCUCGGCCAACAUCAUCUCUGACCUCAUUUACCAGGGCGCAUCCCUUGCCGCUCAGACGGACCGCACGGGCGAGACGGCGCUUCACCUGGCAGCCCGGUACGCCCGCGCCGACGCCGCAAAGAGACUUUUGGAUGCCGGAGCGGACGCCAAUGCUCAGGACAACACCGGGCGCUCGCCUCUGCACGCCGCCGUGGCGGCGGAUGCACAAGGGGUAUUCCAGAUUCUGAUCAGAAACAGGGCCACAGACCUUGACGCUCGCAUGUACGACGGCUCUUCUGCACUCAUCCUGGCUGCCAGACUGGCAGUGGAAGGAAUGGUGGAGGAACUCAUCACGUGUCAUGCAGACGUUAAUGCAGUUGAUGAACUCGGUAAAUCCGCCCUGCACUGGGCUGCUGCUGUCAACAAUGUGGACGCUACUGUGGCCCUGCUGAAGAACGGAGCAAACAAGGACAUGCAGGAUCUAAAAGAGGAGACGCCUUUGUUCCUUGCGGCUCGCGAGGGAAGCUGCGAGGCGGUCAAAAUCCUGCUGGCUCACUUUGCCAACCGGGAGAUCACAGACCACAUGGACAGACUGCCCAGAGACAUCGCUCAAGACCGCAUGCACCACGACAUCGUGCAGAUCCUGGACGAGUACAACACUGUCAGGAGCCCCCAGGGCCACGGCGGGGCCGGACUUCACCUUUCCAGCGGGCACACACUGUCUCCCCUCAUGUGCCCGCCCAGCGCCUUCCUGCCGAGCCUGAAGACCACCCCGCAGGGCAAGAAGAACCGCCGCCCCGGGGCCAAAGGUUCCAACCUGGGAAGUCAGCACGCCAAUAGUCUGAAGGAGUCCGUGAAGGCCCGGAACAAGAAGCUGACCUUGGACAUGCAGAGCGCCUUACUGGAAAGCUCCGUCACGCUCUCUCCUGUCGACUCACUAGACUCGCCUCACGGGGGCGCCAACAACGCCGGCUACAUCACCAACCCCACGUCCCCCGUGGCAAUGCCGUCGCCAGGGCUCUUCCACUCGUCCAUGUCGGUCCCCAGCACCCCCAUGGUGCACGGGAACAUGCUGGACGGGAGCGGCCCCUUCACCGUGUCCCUAGCCCAGCUCAGUGACCUGGGCAACGGCGGCAUGUCUCUGCAGGGCCGCGUCUCCAUGCCGUCCGACGUCAACCACGGUUACGUGCUGAGCUCGGGCCAGAUGGGGCUCAACAUGGGUCUGGUGAGCCCGGUCAGCGUGCCCUUUGACUGGCACAGCCGAAUGGCCCCCUCCUCUCAGUGCGGCCAACAGGUGGUCAACCUGGUGCACGGCGGCCAGGCGUCCAUGCACCCCCAGAGCGCGGUCAUGCAGCAGCAGCAACAGAACAUGUUGAUGCACCAGCAGAUGUACCGCGGCGCCAUGUUGCAGCCCACGCCAGUCACCUCCACGCCCAGCGUCAGCCCGGUCAAGCUGCCCUCUAUCGCCGAGCAGCAGCUCCUCGGCCACUCCAUCAGCAGCCAGCAGAACAUGGCCCGCAUGGGCACCUCCACCCCGCCCACACCGCAGACUUCACAGCCCCCACCGCCUUUCUUCCAGCAGAUGCAGCAACCUUCUCAACCACCGCCGUCAGCCGUUGUGGCCGCGCCCCCUCAGGCGGCACCACCCCAGCCAAGCAGCAGCGGCGGCAGCAACGCGGCGGAAGACUACCCGACGCCGCCCUCGCAGCACAGCUACUCGUCAGCGCUCGACGCCACGCCCAAGCAUUACCUCCACAUGCCCAGCGAACACCCCUACUUGACCCCCUCGCCGGAAUCCCCCGAGCCCUGGUCCAGCCCCUCCCCCCAGUGCGUCUCCGACUGGUCCGACUCGACACCCAGCCCGGCCGUCGCCGGCUCCGCCCAAACCCAAAUCCCAAAAAUCCCGGAGGCGUCCAACGGCAAGAUGCAGGUGUUUGCGUGAAUAUCCCACGGCGGGCAGGAGAAGAAAGACGCGGGGGGUACGAGAAAUUCAGGACUGGCUCUCGGGGGGCCCCAACUGUGUUUAUGUGUCAGCCGCUUUCCAAGAUUUUUUAUUGGAUUUGGAUUGACUUGCCGACGAGGACGUCUGCUGGUGCGAUGAUAAAAGAACCAGUAAAGGGAAACGUGUGUUGUCUGGGGGAAACAGCAGGCAACUGAAUGAAGUAAUUCUGUCACAGAUGGACUUUAUUAUUAAGAAAGAAAUAGAAGUAUAUGAAGAAAACUUAAGUCUUUUAUUUCAAAGACUUUGGGAUACUUUCUGUAAAACUAACAUUUAAAAGUAGAUUGGAAAAAAAAAAAAAAAAAAAAAGCUGAAGGGAAUCCAUUUAUUUUUUUAUUUAUUGUUUUUUGUUUUUUUUAGAUACUCGUUUUGUCCUAGUUCCACUCAAAAUAAUGCGCCGUAGGGCUGGGCGAUAUUAAUUAUUAAUAUCUCGAUAUUUUUAGGCCAUGUCACGAUACACCAUAAUAUAUCUCCAUAUUUUGCCUUAGCCUUGAAUGAACACUUGAUGCAUAUAAUCAGGGGCGCCGCUAGGGAUUUUGGGCCCCAUGAAAAGAAUCAACACAGUGUCAUUAUUUUUUCUGUAUUAUAAUUUCAUCAUUAGAGGCCUCUCUGGACCCCCUCCAUCAUGGGCCCCUAGAAUCCGUCUCCUUAACCCCCCCCCUUUUCGGCGCCCCUGCAUAUAAUCACAGCAGUAUGAUGAUUCUAUGUGUCGACAUUAAAACAUUCUUCUUCAUACUGCAUUAAUAUAUGCUACUUUUAAACUCUCAUGCAGAGAGGGAAAUCACAACUAAAAGUGUAUUCAUAAAACAGUUAUUAAGCAGUGGCACAAACAUUCAUGUCAUUUUCAAGAUUGUCAGAGACAUUUUAAAACGAGCUAUUAGUGCACUUUUGUGCAUGAUGUCACUAAGAUGACAUAUCAUAACAACACUAAAUUAAAGUGCACUUUUUGUACAGAACGCCACUACAAUAGUUAAAAACAAAUAAAGUGCACUUUUGUCAUACUUGCCAACCCUCCCGAAUUUUCCGAGAGACUCCCGAAAUUCAGCGCCUCUCCCGAAAACCUCCCGGGACAAAUAUUCUCCCGAAAAUCUCCCGAUUUUCAGCCGGAGCUGGAGGCCACGCCCCCUCUAGCUCCAUGUGGACCUGAGUGAGGACAGCCUUUUCUUUAUGACAACAGGGUGACAAGAACUAAAUCAUCCAGACUAGAGAUAAAUUGUAUUAUUAUGUUUAUCUUACCUAAAAAUAAAUAUAUUUAUUAAUUUAAAAAA
Messenger RNA from Nerophis lumbriciformis (worm pipefish), 8894 nucleotides. RefSeq names its product notch receptor 3 (gene notch3). Lineage: Eukaryota; Metazoa; Chordata; Actinopteri; Syngnathiformes; Syngnathidae. Gene Ontology annotation, molecular function: signaling receptor activity; calcium ion binding; protein binding. Gene Ontology annotation, cellular component: plasma membrane; protein-containing complex. Gene Ontology annotation, biological process: heterophilic cell-cell adhesion; multicellular organism development; cell differentiation. The record is from RefSeq and is a predicted model, not a curated record.